Molecule: messenger RNA, 1385 nt
Organism: Indicator indicator
Lineage: Eukaryota; Metazoa; Chordata; Aves; Piciformes; Indicatoridae
Gene: AFG1L
Product: AFG1 like ATPase
Exons: 13
Coding region: 1-1368 (455 amino acids)
Cellular component (GO): mitochondrion; cytoplasm
Molecular function (GO): ATP hydrolysis activity; ATP binding
Source: RefSeq, a predicted model, not a curated record
AUGGCGGCACCCGUGUCGCCCUUGGUUACUGCGCGCUGCCUGCUGCGGGCUUCGGCGCGGCGAGCCGCCCGCCUGCUACCGGCCCUGUGGAGAGCAUACACAGCUCAGAGAGGUGAGAAGACAGCCCCUGGUACUCCUACAGAUGCUAAUGCCAGAGCCUUACUGGUUUGCCAUGGACCUUUAGAACAUUAUGACUUUCUGAUUAAGCAAGAAGAGCUGAAGAAUGAUGAGCAGCAAAGAAAAGUUGUGCAGCACCUGCAGAAGUUGCAUGAGAGCCUCAAAGGUUACAGCAUCAGUUCAAAAAAUCUUCUUUCAAAGCUUUUUGCAAAAGCCAAAGCCCCCAAAGGUCUUUAUGUCUAUGGAGAUGUUGGCACAGGAAAGACAAUGGUGAUGGACAUGUUCUAUUCUCACUUGGAAGUAGAAAGAAAAAAGAGAGUCCAUUUUCAUGGCUUCAUGCUAGAUGUACACCAGAGAAUACAUCGCCUCAAGCAGAGCUUGCCAAAAAGGAAGCCAGGAUUUAUGGCCAAAACAUAUGACCCAAUUGCACCAGUAGCAGAGGAAAUAAGUGAAGAGGCUGCUCUCCUAUGUUUUGAUGAAUUCCAGGUCACUGACAUUGCUGAUGCCAUGAUUCUGAAGCAGCUUUUUGAAAACCUGUUCCAAAAUGGGGUGGUUGUUGUGGCAACAUCUAACAGGCCGCCAGAAGACCUCAUCCAAUCUGGCAAGUACUGCAGUGUAGUCCAGCUUGAUUCUGGAAUAGACUACAGGAAACGAGUGCUUCCUGCUGCUGGAAAACUCUACUACCUCACAAGUGAAGCUGAUGUGGAGGCUGUCAUGGAUAAGUUGUUUGAUGAGCUGGCUCAGAAACAAAAUGAUUUAACUAGACCAAGGAUUCUGAAAGUGCAAGGCAGAGAGCUGAGGCUGAAUAAAGCAUGUGGAACCAUUGCAGACUCCACGUUUGAAGAGCUGUGUGACAGACCUCUUGGGGCCAGCGACUAUCUGGAGCUAUCAAAGCACUUUGACACCGUCUUUGUCCGUGACAUCCCACUCCUCACUAUGGCAAAAAGGACACAAGCUCGUCGCUUCAUUACUCUCAUUGACACCUUCUAUGAGCAUAAGGUGCGCAUUAUUUGUUCUGCAGUGACUCCUCUCCAAAGCUUGUUCCUGGUAGAACAUGGCAGUAGUGAGCUAGAGGACAACAGAGUGUUGAUGGAUGAUUUGGACCUGAGCCAGGAUUCUGCCAAAGGACUCUCCAUGUUUACAGGAGAAGAGGAGAUCUUUGCCUUUCAGCGAACUCUCUCACGCCUUACAGAAAUGCAAACUGAACAGUACUGGAAAGAUGGGGACAGAAGCAGAAAGAGCUUUAAUUAAAAGUCAAAUAAAUUCAC